Molecule: messenger RNA, 2752 nt
Organism: Exophiala mesophila
Lineage: Eukaryota; Fungi; Ascomycota; Eurotiomycetes; Chaetothyriales; Herpotrichiellaceae
Exons: 2
Coding region: 984-2555 (523 amino acids)
Biological process (GO): UDP-alpha-D-glucose metabolic process; glycogen metabolic process
Cellular component (GO): cytoplasm
Molecular function (GO): UTP:glucose-1-phosphate uridylyltransferase activity
Source: RefSeq, a predicted model, not a curated record
GGGUUCCAUGACCUGCAUGGGUCUCUUAUGGGUCCCUUAUUGGGGCUCUCGGCGUUGGCGACCAUCACCUAAUCCCCAAAUGCCACAAGCUUGCCAGACUUGCCUGACGGCCAAAACUGCGUCCCUGGUUCUGUCGGACACGGCCAGAACGGUCAAGAUGAUGGCAUGCGUGUCUGGCUAGCAGUCUUGCUGUCCUCCUGUCACUCACCAUCGCAUUUCCAUCCCCAGCUUCACACAUCACACUCUGCUCCCCCGCUACUUCCUGCUUUGCUUUCUGGCUUCUCACUCGUGCCGGCACUCCUUGACAGCUUUUGACUUUUGGGCCGAUCCUUCACAUAUUCAAAGCUCUCAUUCACUUUCUCUCUCUCGUUCCUCACUCCUCUCAUCUACCUCACCUCUCUUGUUCAAUCCUCCCUCUAACAUCGUUGCUCAGAUUUCCCAUUAAAUUCAGCAACCAUCUCCAAAAUCCUCCCGCAUCCUACCUACACUCUCACCACUGCGUCCUCUACACUCCCCACCGCAGAAAUGGCUUCCAAAGCUAUCCCCUCGCACCUUCGCCCCAGCGCAGCCGCAAAUGGCAGCAAUGGCCCAGCUCCUGCUGGUGAAAAGAGACACCACGGAAAGAGUCAAUCCCAUGUGGUAAGUUCCAUAUUCCAAAGUUCUUCCAGAUCGACGCCCACUUCUCAAAAUGGCAUCACAAGUUCACUAUUGAAAAUGUGCCAAUGCCCGCCCUGCACGGACCUACAUUGCCACAUCAUUAGACUUCUGGUCUGGCCCGCGAGACACCGAUCUCUGAUGCAAGAGUAUGCAUUUUUGCAUCGAUCUCAUGUUCCAAGUUGGAGAUGAUAUAGUCAAGACCCCGCGGGUCGUGGACUCAUCGUCUUACUACUUGUAGCAACAAGGAGCACCAGGUCGUGAGACAGUCUCAUCUGUGUCAACCGCGACAUUCCACUCUGUUUUGAUACCCCUUCCUCACUUCCACCAUGCCUCUACUCGAGGUUCCCCCCUUUGAACUUCGCAGACAACAUUCGGCCUCCAAACUGCGGGCCCAGUUUCAAAGACCUUCGCUGAUGAGAUCUCCUACUAUGCAGGCAUUUGAAAACACCUCGACCAAUGUUGCCGCCAGCCAGAUGCGGAAUGCCCUCAACAGCCUUGCCGAUACCGUCACCGACCCUGCAGAGAAGAAGCGUUUCGAGGCCGAAAUGGACAACUUCUUCUCCCUCUUCAGAAGAUAUCUCAACGACCGAGCCAAGGGCAACACCAUUGACUGGGCCAAAAUCAACCCCCCAAACCCAGACCAGGUUGUCAACUAUGACAGCCUGCCUAACAGUGACGCUGUUGAGUUUCUGAACAAACUCGCUGUUGUCAAACUCAACGGUGGUCUCGGUACUUCGAUGGGUUGUGUCGGUCCCAAGUCCGUCAUUGAAGUCAGAGACGGCAUGUCCUUCCUCGAUCUCUCUGUCCGACAGAUUGAGUACCUCAACCGCACCUAUGAUGUCAAUGUCCCCUUUGUCCUCAUGAACAGUUUCAACACAGACGAAGAUACCGCGGCCAUUAUCAAGAAAUACGAGGGCCACAACAUCGACAUCAUGACCUUCAACCAAUCCAGAUAUCCUCGUGUCCUCAAGGAUUCUCUCCUGCCUGCGCCCAAGUCCUCGGACUCCCAAUUGUCCGACUGGUACCCUCCCGGCCACGGUGACGUGUUUGAAUCUCUCUACAACAGUGGCAUCCUGGAUAAGCUCCUGGACCGGGGCAUCGAAAUCAUCUUUUUGUCCAACGCUGACAAUCUCGGCGCCGUUGUCGACCUGCGCAUUCUCCAACACAUGGUCGAGAGCAAGGCCGAGUACAUUAUGGAGUUGACCGACAAGACAAAGGCUGACGUCAAGGGUGGUACUAUCAUUGACUACGAAGGUCGCGCACGGCUGUUGGAAAUCGCCCAAGUGCCCAAACAGUACGUCAACGAGUUCAAGUCGAUCAAGAAGUUCAAGUACUUCAACACCAACAACAUCUGGAUGAACCUCCGAGCCAUCAAGCGUGUGGUGGAAGCCAACGAGCUCGAGAUGGAAAUCAUUCCCAACGACAAAGCAAUCCCCGCCGACAAGAAGGGUGAAGCUGAUAUCAGCAUUGUUCAACUCGAGACUGCUGUGGGUGCCGCCAUCAAGCAUUUCAAGAAUGCUCACGGCGUCAACGUUCCACGAAGACGUUUCUUGCCCGUCAAGACCUGCUCUGAUCUCAUGCUGGUCAAGUCCAACCUCUACACUCUCAGCCACGGUCAACUGGUCAUUGAUCCCAACCGAUUCGGUCCUGCGCCUUUGAUCAAGCUUGGUAGUGACUUCAAAAAGGUGGCUCAAUUCCAAAAGAGAAUUGGUACUAUUCCCAACAUUGUCGAACUGGACCAUUUGACCGUCACUGGUGAUGUCAACUUUGGUCGUGGAAUCGUCCUCAAGGGCACUGUUAUCAUCGUCGCCACAGAGAACAGUACUAUCGACAUCCCCCCUGGAUCUAUCCUCGAAAAUGUAGUUGUACAGGGCAGCUUGAGAUUGCUUGAGCAUUAGAGUGUCAAUUAUGAUACAGUCCACCGCGGUGUUAUUUUCCAAACCGGCCAUGAGCGAACUGGUCGUAGGGAAGGUUUAAUCUUCUCCUAGGUUAAUCAACACAUUGUGUUGUUAUUAGGUAAUUUUCUCAUCAAUGCAAACAAGUAUGAGCAUUUUGGUGCAUUUCAGUAGUCAACAAGUGACACAGAGAGAUGAUU